CGUGGAGUUGGAUAAUGUUCACGUGUUGGGUAACAGAGGCAGCUGCCACUCCUCCACCAUGCAGCGGGUUUCUUACGUGAUAUAACCGAAAACCUCUGGACCUCCGUAGCACGUAUACUUGCCGUGGCUGCCAGCUGCACCAAAGCGACCCGCCCAUAAUCUGUAAACAUGCCGCACGAAAAAGUUCCUGACACCCCUGUGGAAGUCAUAGUGGAUCUGUUGACAAAGGCUGAGAGCAUAGCUGCAACAUGUGCUGCUGUUCCAGAGGAACUGAAAAGUCACCUGCACAAGGCUCUGGACAUCGCCAGCGGGCUAGAUGAGUACUUGGAGAAGAUGACCACCAAAGAAAGCGAGCCUCUUGCAGAGCUUUAUGAGAAAACGGUGUCUCACGACUGGGACCAAGUGUUUAAGGAGGGCAAGACUAAGUUCCGGCUUCCAAAGGAGUGCAUCACCGGCCAUGUUGAGGGUCAGGCCCUUAAGAUGCUCAUCCACAUGAGUCGGGCCAAGAGGGUCCUGGAGAUCGGGAUGUUCACUGGCUACGGAGCUCUGUCCAUGGCGGAGGGGCUUCCGGAAGAUGGCUGCUUGGUGGCCUGUGAGUUAGAACCCUACCUUAAAGAGUUCGCUCAGCCCAUCUUUGACAAGUCUCCACAUGGUAAAAAGAUAACUGUCAAGAUUGGAUCUGCCAUGGACACCCUAAAGGAUUUAGCCACUGCGGGUGACCAGUUCGACAUGGUCUUCAUUGAUGCAGACAAGAGUAACUAUAUCAACUACUACAACUUCAUAAUGGAUAACAACUUGUUGAGAUUGCAAGGGGUUAUAUGUGUGGAUAACUCCCUCUUCAAAGCAAAGGUUUAUCUUAAAGAUACCACAGAUAGCAACGGCCUGGCGCUUCGAGAGUUUAACCAGUUUAUCGCAAACGAUCCCCGGGUAGAACAGGUCAUCCUCCCUCUCAGAGAUGGCAUCAGUCUUAUCCGGCGCGUAUCUGGGUCCUCAACCCGGUCGCUGUCUCAGGGCAACAUAACAGAUGACGAAGUUUUCCGCGGCACCAAGGGGCAUUCCAUCUUGGACCGGAUGCGUCUGGAUGGGAAGGUGGCCUACGUGACGGGCGCCGGACAGGGCAUCGGCCGGGGCUUUGCUCACGCCCUGGGUGAGGCUGGCGCCAAGGUGGCUGUGGUGGACAUGGACCAAACCAAAGCUGAGGCAGUGGUUAAAGAGCUCUUCCUUAAAGGCAUCCACGCCAUUCCUAUCGCAGCUGACAUCAGCAAGUCAGAUGACGUGCAGAGGAUGGUUGACACCAUCGUGUCCAAAUGGGGAGCGAUCCACAUCGCCUGCAACAACGCUGGCAUUAACAAGAACUCGGCCAGCGAAGACACAAGUUUAGAGGAGUGGGACCAGACUUUCAAUGUGAACCUGAGGGGGACGUUUCUGUGCUGUCAGGCGGCGGGUCGAGUGAUGUUAAAGCAGGGAUACGGCAAGAUUAUCAACACAGCCUCCAUGGCCAGUCUAAUAGUCCCCCAUCCCCAGAAGCAGCUUUCCUACAACACCUCCAAAGCUGGAGUGGUGAAACUGACUCAGACUCUGGGAACUGAAUGGAUCGACAGAGGAGUGCGCGUCAACUGCAUCUCACCGGGGAUUGUUGACACCCCUCUCAUCCACUCGGAGGAUCUGAGGCCUCUGGUGCAGCGCUGGCUGUCAGAUAUUCCUGCUGGUAGACUGGCUCAAGUGACAGACCUGCAAGCUGCAGUGGUCUACUUGGCAUCUGACGUCUCUGACUACAUGACAGGGCAUAACUUAGUCAUAGAGGGUGGGCAAAGUCUGUGGUAGAAGCAGCUCAUGAAGAGAUGAAAACUUUUUCUCUCUCUUUGAAUUCAACUCAGAAAUAUAGAGUUUUACAGGAUGCUGCUUUUCUGUCUGGGGUCUGAAAUGGUAAAAUGUGAUUUUUUUUUUUUUAUGGAUGACAACAACCACCAUUAAAGUAAUUUUGUACUGUGCCUGCAUAAUUAUUCAUACUUCAUACAUUUUGGAAUGUUUUCUAGGUUUUUGUUGUAUUCUUGUUAUGCUAUGGGAAACCUGACAGAAAAUUGCUAAAAUACCACUAAAAUCAACAGUAUUUGAGUUUAUUUUUGAAUUCAGCCAGAAAAUGGAAAAAGGCGGAUGCCGAUUUCGGAGCACAAGGGAGGCAUUUUCGCCCUGAAACAUCAGAAUAAAAGUUGCUUUGUUUGCUGGGUUUGAUACGAUCUGCGUCAGCCUCAGAAGUAAAUUGUUGUUGGUGA
Messenger RNA from Fundulus heteroclitus (mummichog), 2273 nucleotides. RefSeq lists its product as uncharacterized. Bases 169 to 1824 code for a protein of 551 amino acids. Gene Ontology annotation, molecular function: O-methyltransferase activity; oxidoreductase activity, acting on the CH-OH group of donors, NAD or NADP as acceptor. The record is from RefSeq and is a predicted model, not a curated record. The transcript has 11 exons. NCBI's taxonomy places the organism in Eukaryota, Metazoa, Chordata, Actinopteri, Cyprinodontiformes, Fundulidae.